AUGCGUUUUGUUUGUAUAUCUGUAGAGGAGGUGAGGAAGAGGCAGGAGGAGGAACGCAAGGCCCGGGACUGCAUGUACCAGGAUGGGCGGCGGGAGCUGGAGCAGGCACUGCGGCAGGAGGACCCCCGGGAGCGUGACCGCCAUCGCCGCGACCGUGAGCCACGUGAGAACAAGGAGGACGUGGAGCUGGAGCGCAAGAAGCAACUGGAGCAUGACGCUGUGAACGAGCGGUACCUGGGCAUCGUCAAGAAGAAGAAGAAGGUGCGGCGGCUCAAUGACCGCAAGUUUGUGUUUGACUGGGACGCCGGCGAGGACACCUCAGUGGACUACAAUGAGCUGUACAUCAACAAGCACCUGGUCCACUUCUUUGGGCGGGGACACUUUGGCGGAUUGGACCUCAAGGAGCAGAAGAAGGUACAGUCCAAGUUCUACGGGAACUACAUCGAGCACCGACGCACGCAGGCCGACAAGGACCAGGAGAUGAUUCGCCUCAAGAAGGAACAGAAGAAGGAGGACAAGAAGAAGUGGGAUGACCGCCACUGGAGUGAGAAGGAGUUGGAGCAAAUGACAGAGCGCGACUGGAGGAUCUUCCGGGAGGACUACAACAUUGCCAUCAAGGGUGGCCGCAUCCCCAACCCCUUCCGCAAGUGGGCCGAGUCCAACAUCAAGAAGGACAUCCUGGACAUCAUCUCCAGCGUAGGGUACCUGGAGCCCACGCCCAUCCAGCGGCAGGCCAUCCCCAUCGGUCUGCAGAACAGGGACAUCAUUGGUGUGGCAGAGACCGGCUCUGGCAAGACGCUGGCCUUCCUCAUUCCACUGCUGGAGUGGAUUCAAUCACUGCCCAAGAUUGCCCGUCUGGAGGAUGCAGACCAAGGGCCGUAUGCGCUGGUCAUGGCCCCUACACGUGAGCUGGCCCAGCAGAUUGAGGAGGAGACGUCCAAGUUUGGAGGCCCACUAGGUAUCCGCACGGUGGCGGUGAUUGGUGGGCUGUCUCGAGAGGAGCAGGGCAUGAAGCUGCGCAUGGGGUGUGAGAUUGUCAUCGCCACGCCAGGCCGCCUGGUGGAUGUGCUGGAGAACCGGUACCUGGUGCUGAACCAGUGCACCUAUGUGGUGUUUGACGAGGCUGACAAAAUGAUAGACAUGGGCUUUGAGCCGGAUGUGCAGAAGAUCCUCAAGUUCAUGCCGGUCACCAACGAGAAGCCCGACAAUGACGAUGCCGAGGAUGAGGACAAGCUGUUGCAGAACUUCCUGUCCAAGCACAAAUUCAGGCAGACAGUGAUGUUCACAGCCACCAUGCCGCCCGCCGUGGAGCGCAUGGCCCGCCAGUACCUGCGCCGCCCUGCCUACGUGUACAUUGGGUCGGUGGGCAAGCCGGUGGAGCGCGUGGAGCAAGUGGUGUACAUGGUGACAGAGCAGGAGAAGCGCAAGAAGCUGCUGGACAUCCUCAAGCGUGGCAUCACUCCACCUGUCCUCAUCUUUGUCAAUCAGAAGAAGGGUGCGGAUGUCCUGGCCCGCGGCCUGGAGAAGCUGGGUCACAAUGCCACCACACUGCACGGUGGCAAGGGCCAGGAGCAGCGAGAGCAUGCCCUUGCCAACCUCAAGUCUGGCGCCAAGGACAUCCUGGUGGCGACGGACGUGGCUGGUCGUGGCAUAGACAUCAAGGACGUGUCGCUGGUCAUCAACUACGACAUGGCUAAGAACAUUGAGGACUACACCCACAGGAUCGGCCGUACCGGACGAGCCGGCAAGCACGGCAAGGCCAUCUCCUUCCUCACCAAGGAGGACUCGCACCUUUUCUACGACCUCAAGCUGCUGAUCCAGUCCUCCCUGUGUCGUCCUGCCCUCCAGAGCUGGCCAACCACCAGGAGGCACAGCACAAGCCAGGCACUGUCAUGA
Portunus trituberculatus (swimming crab) is the source of this 1896-nucleotide messenger RNA. RefSeq names its product probable ATP-dependent RNA helicase DDX23. The record is from RefSeq and is a predicted model, not a curated record. Gene Ontology annotation, molecular function: RNA binding; ATP binding; RNA helicase activity. NCBI's taxonomy places the organism in Eukaryota, Metazoa, Arthropoda, Malacostraca, Decapoda, Portunidae. The transcript is spliced from 2 exons. Gene Ontology annotation, cellular component: catalytic step 2 spliceosome. Gene Ontology annotation, biological process: mRNA splicing, via spliceosome. Bases 1 to 1896 code for a protein of 631 amino acids.